Messenger RNA from Penaeus monodon (black tiger shrimp), 2403 nucleotides. RefSeq lists its product as uncharacterized. The transcript has 6 exons. The record is from RefSeq and is a predicted model, not a curated record. NCBI's taxonomy places the organism in Eukaryota, Metazoa, Arthropoda, Malacostraca, Decapoda, Penaeidae. The coding region runs from base 1 to 1212 and encodes 403 amino acids.
AUGUUGUUGAUACUCUACUGCCCUGCCUUGAUAUUAACCUGUAACCCUACUACCCUGCUGCCCCUCGAACCUACCCGACGCUCCCAACCGCCUAACUACCCUGUAACUCUGCCACCCAACCGUUUCAAAAACACAACUACCCUGCCACCUUGCUGCCCUUCCAUUCCGCCACCCUACCGUCCUACCACCUUGCUACUCCACCACCCUGCACCCUACCACCCUACCACCCUACCACCCUACCACCCUGCACCCUACCACCCUGCCUCUACCCAUGUCAGCCUAACCUUACCACCUGCACCCGACGACACGACCCUCACAAUCCUCCACUUCACUCCUACCACCUACAGUCUACCCGACUACACCCCUCUCAGUGUCGGAGCCGACUGGUCUCGUGGGCAUCACGUGUACCCGAUCCCGUUCGAGGCGAGCGUCGGCAUCCUGAGCGAAGAAGGCGACGAAGUCCCGAGCGCCGACGACGUCAAAUACAUCACCGACUACGAAGACGAGGAGACGGAGGUCCACUUCGAGAACGCCAAGUGCACGCUGGUCUGGAGCUUCCGCACGCCCGCCAUCUUCCCGCGGCCCAACAUCACCUGCGGCUAUUUCUCCUUCCUGAGCAACGAGGUCGAGGAACGCCUUCCCGCGGGACUCACCAUGCACCAGUUCAGCAACGGGUCCUGGCAGGCGUCCUUCGAGAACACGCACGUCCAGGUCGCCGAUAUCCCGAAGGACAUGAGGCUGGGCUGCACCGUCAAGGUCCCCAAAACAUCCUACAAGGAGGUGGUGAUGCCUGAGGACGACUUUCGCGUGGAUAACCUCAUCGACUCGGCCGGGUGCCCUAGCCUGGAGUUCGAGGACGCUGAGGUCCUGGUCGGCAUAAGGGACGCGACCACAACCUGCAGGGGUGACUACCUGUCGAGCACCCGCGACCAGCCAGCUAUCGCCAGGCUCAGUUGUCCUCCGGGUCAUGAGGCCGUGUUCCGAAACGGGGAGAAGCGGAGGCAUUGGGUCCAGGAACUUUCCUGUUUGGCUUACGAGCAGACGUGGAGGUCCCUGGUGAACGAGGACCAGCCUUCUCUUGGGGAGAUGUUCAGCGUCGAGGAUUUACCUUCUUGCCAUUUAGUUGUGAGCGCUGGUUACUCAGUAGCCUCCCAAUUCUGGACCCUCGCUUUGACCACAGUGUUAACGCUGGCACUUGCUCACAAUCUUUGAUCCAGUUCGUGAAGCAUGUAAUGGCGAGGAAUAUCGAGCCAGUGAAGACAUUAUAAGAGAGAGAGAGAGAGAGAGAGAGAGAGAGAGAGAGAGAGAGAGAGAGAGAGAGAGAGAGAGAGAGAGAGAGAGAGAAUGUUAAACGCUUCUGUCUGAAAGUAGAUAAUUAGUUACAACGGCUUCGUUUCUUCACCUGAAACUGUAACUGAACCCCUAGUGUUGAACCUUAGUAAAGGCAGAUCCAGGAAACAACCAAGCCCACCAUACCCAUGUCAUAAUGGUUGUAAAUGUAGUGCAGUUGUUGGAUUUUUUUACCGGACCGUCUGAGGAUCUGAUACUGCUUGUUAUCUACUUAGUGAAUAAUAGAAACAUAGUGACAUACAGUCUGAAAGAUUCAAGUGAAGAAAGACGCUCUGAAAAAUAUCAUACGAGUUGCUAAUAUCAAAGAAGGCAUUAGAAUCAUCCUCACAGGAUCGAGAACCUCCAUCCAAAGGCAGCAGGACAACGAUCUUCUUAUACCGUGCGAUAUCUUAUAUUUUGCGAUUGCAGUUAUGCGCCGUUGCAUCCCUGACCGCCUCAGAAGCGAAACAAUAAACCGAAGUGCAAGAGGAAACACGUGAUUUACAAGUGAUUGUUUGAGAACUUAUUCUAAACUGCCAUAUAUUUUUAAGGUAUUUUCUUUGUAUGUUUCUGUGUCCUUUGAUUUUGAUUUUUGCGUCUGAAUGAUAUGUGUUGUAAAGGAAAGUCAGUUCAGUUUUCCUUGCUAGUUAGACAGCGUGUGCUGUAUUAUGUAAAGAAAUUUUUUCGUAGCAUGCAUUUUUGUUUGCUGGAAAGAGUCGGUGAUCUGUUGUAGCCUUGGUCUGUUCCAGCCAGGGAUUUCUUAGCCUAUCCCUCUUAUAAAGAUGGAGUGCAACAUUUAUAGGGAUUGCCGUCGAGCAGCCAGCCGCCUCCACCAAACGAUGCUUUUCUGGGGCACAGAGUGUGUCGUACUUUACAUGCUUUAAAGUUGAACCAUAAAACAUUCUGAUACAAAUAUUUUUCUUACAGUUUUGCUGGAUGGAUUAAGAUAUGCAUUCUACAGUAGGCCUUGACAAUUUUAUUUGCUACACGUUUAUAUAAAUAUAUACGUGCACACACACGCGUUCACGCACGCACGCACGCGCGCACACACACACACACACAACACACACACAC